Hyaloscypha bicolor E is the source of this 1440-nucleotide messenger RNA. RefSeq names its product 1,3,8-naphthalenetriol reductase-like protein. Bases 384 to 1199 code for a protein of 271 amino acids. The transcript is spliced from 4 exons. Lineage: Eukaryota; Fungi; Ascomycota; Leotiomycetes; Helotiales; Hyaloscyphaceae. Gene Ontology annotation, molecular function: oxidoreductase activity. The record is from RefSeq and is a predicted model, not a curated record.
GUUUACCAAAGUCCUGAGUCCGAAACAGGGGAGUGUUGAAGCGGGAGCCAAGACUGAUCGGCAACCAUAAAAUGUGGGCACUAGCCUUGCAUUGGACAUUCGGAGCGAUGUUCCCACGAAGAAAUAUGGCCAGACCGUGUAAAUACAGAUGCCACAAUUCGGAGGACCAGGAAGGCAGUUCGCUCGGCUUCAGCAUCGGUGCGCGAGGCACCCAGGGGAAGUGUUGAGGGAAGACCGAAGACCGAACAUAGGUAGGACGCUUUCUAGUUUGCAAUAUAAAGCAUAAGAAGGCCCUCCUCUUCUUCGGACUUCACUUGACAUCUCGAUUUCUCAGCUUCAUUAUACCCCCAACCACACCUUUUUCAUAAUCCAAUCACUUCACAAUGGGCUCCAUCGAACCAACAAAGCAAUCAGGCUUCGGGUCUCUUGAAGGGAAAGUGGCACUUGUCACUGGAUCCGGAAGAGGCAUUGGCCGUGGAAUUGCCCUUGAGCUUGCCAAACGUGGUGCAUCAGUCGUCAUCAACUACGCCAACUCCUCAAAACCAGCGCAAGAGGCAGUCAAAGACAUCGAAAGCACCGGAAGUAAGGCUGUCGCAAUUCAAGGAGACAUGACCAAAGUAGCGGAGGUCCGACGGGUAUUCAAGGACGCCAUCGAUCAUUUUGGACGACUGGAUAUCGUGAUGUCCAAUUCUGGUACCGAAAGCUUCAAAAAGGAGGAGGAUGUUACAGAGGAGGAUUAUGACAAGGUCUUUGCGCUGAACACAAGAGCCCAGUUCUUUGUCGCUCAAGAAGCGUUGAAGACACUGCAGCACGGCGGCAGGAUUAUCCUCAUGUCAUCGGUAGCUGCACAAAUGUCCGGAGUACCAAACCAUGCUCUCUAUGCUGGUAGCAAGGCCGCAGUAGAGGGUUUCGUUCGUUCCUUUUCGGUCGACUGUGGGGCCAAGAGGAUUACAGUGAAUGGGAUCGCGCCCGGUGGCGUCAAGACUGAUAUGUUUGAUGAAAAUUCAUGGCACUAUGUCCCUGGAGGAUUCAAAGGAAUGCCCAUAGAAACGAUCGAGGCAGGACUUGCAAACAUGUGCCCGUUGAAGAGAGUUGCUGUUCCAGCAGACAUCGGGCGAGUGGUAGCGUUUUUGGCAAGCUCGGAAGGCGAGUGGAUCAAUGGCCAAAUCAUCAAGCUCAGUGGUGGCUCCGUUGCGUAGAGGAGGAGAAGCUUCUGGGUGCUGACAUGGUUCAGUGUGGGACGGCAUGCAAUGUGGGAGUCGGGCCGCGGGAGGGCAAGCCGGUUGGGGAUGCGGGGAGAUGCAUGACAGGAGCACGGAAAUCACCCACACACCACAGGAACUGAUGAUGUGCGAUACUGUAACUGCAAGCAUGAUCUCCAGUCCCCACUGCUCUGCACUGCGCUGCUUACCGCAUGAAUGUUUGAUACUGUACGUACCG